ACCAAAGUCAUACUUCACAUUCCACUUAUACUGUCAAACCUCCGAGAAAUAUUACGGAAAACAACAAGGCGCCAAAUUAUAACAAAGUAACUCAAAUUGAACAGUAGCCCUCAGUAAGUAAACGGAGGUAAAAGGCACAAUAAAGAGUUUGUACCUGGAUCCUACUCUUUUGGCCUCGUCCCUCAGAGGAAUAAUCUGCACUUAUAUCUACAGGAACAACGAAACAAACCGCAGCAAUUUGGAGGAAAGCUACACGACUUCAGACUGUUCUCAAAGUCUCUUUCAGGUGUUUUGACUGUGGGGCUCAGGGUCGGGCCCAGGGGGAGCCGCCACCAUUGCGUCCAACGAGUGGAGUGCUAACGGCAGCCCUGAGGAUGGGCUGGACGGGGACAAUGAUGACAAGACCAUGGACGGAGACGCAGAGGGCGUGUGGAGUCCCGACAUCGAGCAGAGCUUCCAGGAGGCACUGGCUAUAUACCCCCCCUGUGGACGCAGGAAGAUCAUCCUGUCAGACGAGGGCAAGAUGUACGGUCGUAAUGAAUUGAUUGCAAGGUACAUUAAACUGAGGACUGGCAAAACGCGCACAAGAAAACAGGUGUCUAGUCACAUACAGGUGUUAGCGCGGAAGAAAGUUCGUGAAUACCAGGCGGGUAUAAAGGCGAUGAAUUUGGACCAGGCAUCUAAAGACAAAGCCUUGCAGAAUAUGGCUGCACUAUCGUCUGCACAGAUUGUCUCACCAAGUAUAGUGAAAAACCUGCCACCACUACCACCUGCCCCAUACCAACCAUUUUGGCGUGCCCCCAUCCCAGGACAGCCCGGCCCUUCUCAGGAGCUGGUUCUAGAUCUCCCGGGAAGGACUCCUGGGUUUGCCCGCACCAGCCAUGCUAUCAAACCCUUUGCACAGCCCCCGUACACCACCCUACCAGGUCCAGUACAGUCCUUACAAACCGGUUACGAGCCCUUAGCUCCUCCCCCUGCCCCUACGGCCACUGCAGUCCCAGUGUGGCAGGACCGGACCAUUGCCUCCUCAAAGCUGCGCAUGCUGGAGUACUCAGCCUUUAUGGAAGUACAAAGAGACCCAGACACUUAUAGCAAACAUCUGUUUGUCCAUAUAGGACAGACCAACCCCUCCUACAGCGACCCACUGUUAGAAGCUGUCGACAUCCGGCAAAUCUAUGAUAAGUUCCCUGAAAAGAAGGGCGGGCUUAAAGAGCUUUAUGAAAAGGGCCCACAGAAUGCCUUCUUCCUGGUGAAAUUCUGGGCUGACUUGAAUAGCAGUGGCAUGCAAGAUGGCCCUGGUUCUUUCUAUGGUGUCAGCAGCCAGUACAGCAGCAAUGAAAACAUGACAAUUACAGUUUCCACUAAAGUCUGCUCAUUUGGGAAGCAGGUUGUGGAGAAAGUAGAGACAGAAUAUGCACGAGUGGAAGGUGGAAAAUGUGUUUAUAGGAUCCAUCGCUCUCCCAUGUGCGAGUACAUGAUCAACUUUAUCCACAAACUCAAACACUUGCCUGAAAAGUAUAUGAUGAACAGUGUUCUCGAAAACUUCACUAUCCUUCAGGUAGUGACAAAUCGAGACACUCAGGAGACACUGCUCUGCAUAGCUUUUGUUUUUGAGGUUUCUACGAGUGAACAUGGAGCUCAGUAUCAUGUCUACAGACUUGUCAAAGACUGAGGGCUGUUUGCCUGAGAAAGCGUGAUGCAACAUCCCUUGGAUUUGUAAUAUUAUGUCACCAUCACCUGGACUCAUACAAUAAAUACAAGUGAACAUUGGCAAAGUGACAAGCAAGUUAUUUAAGAACUAUUUUCAGUGUUUCCAACUUGUUUUUACAAGGCAUUAAAUGAUGUUUGAUAGCAGAAAGUAAAAGAAGGUCUAUAUAAUUGGAAGAAAUAAAAGACAUGUACAUCAUAUGUAAGAUGUGUGGAAGUGGAAAACCAGAGCCAAGUUGUUGCAGUAAGUUAUAGAAGAAUGUGCCCAUUUUCCAAAGAUAUGAUCACCGGCCACUUUGGAUUGCCUUCUUACUACCUCUUAUUUUAUAAAUGAACGAAAAAGUUUUUAUGUCAAAAUUAAAUUGGAAAAACUCUCAUUACUUUGGGAGUGCAGAGGGAUAACUAAUUUUCAAUUGUAGCCUGUUUUUAAAGGUUCACUUUACUUUUUUACUCUGUAGAGGGCGUGUAUUGUGUAAUGUAUAAAUUUGAAUCUGCUUUUCUAUGUUUUAUAACACAUUUUCAGAAAUUUCAGGUCUUACAAGCAUCUAUCUAUUACUGACUUUUGACAGUUGGGAUGUCUUGUACUCUUGCCAUCCUGACAUAAUGCCAAGAUCUUGCAAUAUUGUGAGGUUCUCUGUUUUGAAGACGUGCUUGGCGGCACUUAAGUAAUCUACAAAAGGGGUGAAGCAACAGCAGUGCUUAUUUCUACCUUGAGAUAUGUAGCCUUACUGAAACAGAUGAGUGUUUGUACUGUGAGCCAGCCAAUGCUAAAGGAGUAUGUUACAUAGGAGUACUUCUGGGGACUUGUGUUGUUAUUGUGUUCAUGUAACUCAGCACAGAGACCAUAGUUUUAACUGCCAGCAGACCGUCAAUGUUUCUUUUGUUUAAAAAAGAAAUUUUACACUGUGAAGUUGGCUUAUUUGCUUCUCUAAUAUUUAAUUAUUUUACACUUAUCAUUUUCAUCAUAAAUCUAUUUUUAUCCAAACAAUAAUCCUAAAAUCAAUUGAAGACAUGUUAAACAAGAGCUAUUGUCUCUGUGCUGUGGAGUAUGACCAUUGAUUGUAAUUUAUAGGCUUGGAAAUUGGAAAGUGGGAGGGAAGAUUUGUGUUGAUGAUUUCCAUUGCAAUGCGGAAGUAAAGCAGGACUCGCAGUUAAGACAGAAUAGAUGUCUUCCAAUAGAGCCUGCUGGACGCAUAUAUGUACUUUAUGCGGUUCACUGGACAUGUUGCUAUUGCAAAUCUUAAGGUAUUAGAUAUGAUAUGGUGUAUUUGCACCUUUUGAUUGUCAUAUUUCACAAACAAAAUACAAUAACACUCUUCCAGGUUAUCUUUCGUUUAUGUUUUAUACAGACAUUUUUGCCAUUACUACGAUUGUUUUUGAUUCUGACAUUUAUGGACUUUCAGUGUUCGCCAUAUGCUUCACUGAAAAUAAUGUGUGAUUGUGAUAAUUAAUGAGAUAUCUAAUGUAUUAUAUUCUGAAUGGUGUGGGCGUUUUUAUUUUUUGUUUGUUUGUGUUGAAUUAAUGUGGUUUACUAGCCUUUGUCUUUGUUACCAUUGUGCAUUGCAAUUUUAUACUUUGUUUGUAUCAAAGUAGAGGUUGGACUAUGUAAUCAAUCAAAUGUAUCUAACAAUAAAAGACGCAUGGUGCCUUUGGGUCCCUAUCCCCAGACAACUCA
Messenger RNA from Boleophthalmus pectinirostris (great blue-spotted mudskipper), 3382 nucleotides. RefSeq names its product TEA domain family member 3 b (gene tead3b). The record is from RefSeq and is a predicted model, not a curated record. Gene Ontology annotation, molecular function: RNA polymerase II cis-regulatory region sequence-specific DNA binding; DNA-binding transcription factor activity, RNA polymerase II-specific. NCBI's taxonomy places the organism in Eukaryota, Metazoa, Chordata, Actinopteri, Gobiiformes, Gobiidae. Gene Ontology annotation, biological process: positive regulation of transcription by RNA polymerase II; hippo signaling; embryonic organ development. The transcript is spliced from 15 exons. Bases 407 to 1672 code for a protein of 421 amino acids. Gene Ontology annotation, cellular component: transcription regulator complex.